Molecule: messenger RNA, 2606 nt
Organism: Neurospora hispaniola
Lineage: Eukaryota; Fungi; Ascomycota; Sordariomycetes; Sordariales; Sordariaceae
Product: GTP-binding protein GUF1
Exons: 2
Coding region: 100-2259 (719 amino acids)
Biological process (GO): positive regulation of translation
Cellular component (GO): mitochondrion
Molecular function (GO): mitochondrial ribosome binding; GTP binding; GTPase activity
Source: RefSeq, a predicted model, not a curated record
CUCCUCCCGAAAAGUGCAAAGUCGCGAUUCAUUUUGCGACCAAGCCAAACCGGUUCCUUCCAGCCACUUUCCUUUCAUGACCCGGUGACGUCCAAUUGAAUGCGUGGCGCGCUCUGUCGUCCCGACGUUCAGAUGCGGCCAUGUCUGAGGCCUUGCGCGCGUCUGCCUCGUCUGCCUCCUAGCCGCCGUCUUCCCUCUUCUAUCACGACAUCAUGUCAACAACCACCCAGGACACUGCCAGGUAGAGCUGGCUUCUCCUCGCUAGCUAGCCUCAAAUCGCGCCAGAAUGACCGAGCCAGACGCUUUCCAGCUCUGAGAUCGCUCAGCAGCUCCCAACUCCUUCCGACCACCGCCCCCGUUCUCGCGAGAUACAAUAGCACGACUGCGACCUCCCAGAUGCCCCUCGAGAGGAAAGCGAUCGAGAUCGAGAAACGAAUCGCUGCCAUUCCGCUCGAGCGCUACCGAAACUUCUGUAUCGUCGCCCACAUCGACCAUGGCAAGAGCACACUCUCUGAUCGUCUGUUGGAGCAUACGGGAACCAUCACGGCCGGCGAUGGAAACAAGCAGGUCUUGGAUAAGCUCGACGUCGAGCGCGAGCGCGGCAUUACUGUCAAGGCGCAGACAUGCACCAUGAUCUACAAGCACAGAGACGGCCUCGAUUACCUUCUCCACCUCGUCGAUACCCCAGGCCACGUCGACUUUCGCGCCGAAGUGACACGGUCCUAUUCGUCGUGCAGCGGCGCCCUGUUGCUGGUCGACGCCUCGCAGGGUGUGCAGGCGCAGACGGUCGCUAACUUUUACCUCGCCUUUGCGCAGGGCUUGUCUCUGGUGCCCGUCGUCAACAAGAUCGACAUGGCCAGCGCCGACGUGCCGCGCGUGCUGGAACAGUUGGAAACCGUCUUUGAGCUGGACACCUCGACGGCCGUCAAGGUCAGCGCCAAGACCGGUCAAGGCGUGGGCGAGAUCUUGCCCGCGGUCAUCUCUAACGUGCCGGCUCCCGUCGGUGACGCCAAGAAGCCGCUGCGCAUGCUCCUGGUGGACUCGUGGUACGACACCUUCAAGGGCGUCGUCUUGCUUGUCCGUCUCUUUGACGGCACGCUCAAGCAGGGCGACAAGGUUUACUCCUUCGCCACGGGCAAUGAGUACAUUGUCGGCGAAGUCGGUAUCCAGUACCCUGACGCCGUUCCGCAAAAGGUUUUGAGGGCAGGCCAAGUCGGCUACGUCUUCUUCAACCCCGGCAUGAAGCGCAUCCAAGACGCCAAGCUAGGCGAUACCUUUACCAACGUCGGGUGCGAAGACAUCGUCGAGCCUUUGCCCGGCUUUGAGGAGCCCAAACCUAUGGUCUUCGUCGCCGCUUUCCCUACCAACCAAGACGACUACGGCCGCUUGGCCGACUCCAUCGCCCACCUCGUGCUCAACGACCGUUCCGUCACUUUACAAAAGGACUACUCCGAAGCCCUGGGCGCCGGCUGGCGUCUGGGCUUCUUGGGCUCUCUCCACUGCUCCGUCUUCCAAGACCGCUUGCGCCAAGAACACGGCGCCUCCAUCAUCAUCACCGAGCCGGCCGUUCCUACCAAGAUCAUCUGGUCCACCGGCGAAGAACUCAUCGUCACCAACCCCGCCGAGUUCCCUGACCCAGACGACCACCGCAUCCGCUCCGCCACUUUGUACGAGCCCUUUGUCAACGCCACCGUCACGCUACCAGAGGAGUACGUAGGCCGGUGUAUCGAAAUCUGCGAAAACGCGCGCGGCGUGCAAAAGUCGCUCGAGUUCUUCACUGCCACGCAGGUCAUCCUCAAGUACGAGCUUCCCGCCGCUUCGCUGGUCGAUGAUCUCUUUGGCAAGCUGAAGGGCGCGACGAAGGGGUAUGCGACGCUGGAUUAUGAAGAUGCGGGGUGGAGGCAGGCGCAGCUGGUGAAGCUGAACUUGUUGGUCAAUAAGAAGGCGGUGGAUGCCGUGGCGAGGAUUGUUCAUGUCAGUCAGGUGGAGAGGUUGGGGAGGCAGUGGGUUACCAAGUUUAAGGAGCAUGUGGAUCGACAGAUGUUUGAGGUGAUUAUUCAAGCCGCCGCCGGCCGCCGCAUCGUCGCCCGUGAAACUAUCAAGCCGUUCAGGAAGGACGUGUUGGCUAAGCUGCAUGCUAGUGAUAUCACUAGACGCAGGAAGCUGUUGGAGAAGCAGAAGGCGGGUAGGAAGAGGUUGAGGGCGGUGGGUAACGUGAUUAUUGAUCAGUCGGCGUUUCAAAAGUUCUUGUCGAAGUGAGUGGGUGAAAGACAAACUGAAGGAGGAGGACGAGGAGGAGGAGGACGAGGAAGAGGAAGAGGUAAUGUACGAAUACUUGUAGGUAUCUUAUGUCCCUUUGGCGUUCCUGUUGGAUUACAGGUGGCAUGUGUUACUAAUUCUGUUUAUUUGUUUGUUUGUUUGUUUGUUGACUUGUGGUUCUUGCUUGUGGUGUUUUCAUCAUCUGCCCGUUCAGUCUUCGUUCAGUUUCCUCUUUACCCCGUUUCCUUUUUGUGGUCCUUUUCUCUCUUGCGGCGGAGUGACAGCACGAUUUCUUCAACCCUCACCCCGCACUUGCUGUCACAGUCCUGGCUUCCGUUUAGUGCUGA